Molecule: messenger RNA, 1132 nt
Organism: Salmo salar (Atlantic salmon)
Lineage: Eukaryota; Metazoa; Chordata; Actinopteri; Salmoniformes; Salmonidae
Source: RefSeq, a predicted model, not a curated record
AAAAAAAAACCUGUCACCGCACAUGCGCAGAGAGACUGGAGGUGGGGGAGGCAACGGCGACUGACAAAAACAACAAGAAGAACCGUUGGAACCAAGAGGAAGAGCGAGAUGUCUCCAUGAAUACAGGCUAACUUUAUUCUUACCCAGUUAUUAUUAUUAUUAUUAUCAUCCACAACCUACCCGACUGCUGCUUUCUCACAAGGCUUGAUUAGAUGGUGCCGGGCCCAUGAACUUGGCUAGUCAGAGCGGGGAGACCGGCUGUAGCCAGCUCCUCUUCGCCAAUUUUAACCAGGACAACACGUCUUUAGCUGUUGGAACCAAAUCAGGCUAUAAGUUCUUCUCCCUGUCGUCUGUGGACAAAUUGGAGCAGAUUUAUGAAUGUACGGACACAGAGGAUGUGUGUAUCGUAGAGCGUCUGUUCAGCAGCAGUCUGGUGGCGAUCGUCAGUCUAAAGGCUCCUCGGAAGCUGAAGGUCUGUCACUUCAAGAAGGGGACGGAGAUCUGCAACUACAGUUACAGCAACACUAUCCUGGCUGUGAAGCUCAACAGACAGGUAGGAACUCACCUUUCGGUGUGUGUGUGUUGUGUAACGGAGAUCUGCAACUACAGUUACAGCAACACUAUCCUGGCUGUGAAGCUCAACAGACAGGUAGGAACUCACCUUUCGGUGUGUGUGUGUUGUGCAACGGAGAUCUGUAACUAUAGUUACAGCAACACUAUCCUGGCUGUGAAGCUCAACAGACAGAGGCUGAUAGUAUGUCUGGAAGAGUCUCUGUACGUCCACAACAUCAGAGACAUGAAGGUCCUACACACCAUCAGAGAGACUCCACCCAACCCCUCAGGGCUGUGCGCUCUGUCCAUCAGUAGCGAUAACUGCUACUUGGCUUAUCCCGGCAGCGCUACGAUCGGAGAGGUCCAGGUGUUCGACACGGUCAAUCUGAGAGCAGCCAACAUGAUCCCAGCCCAUGACAGCCCAUUAGCAGCCGUUGUGUUCGACGCCAGCGGAUCCAAACUGGCCACAGCCUCGGAGAAGGGGACGGUAAUCCGUGUUUUCUCCAUCCCUGAGGGACAGAAACUGUUUGAGUUCCGUCGAGGAGUCAAAAGGUAGGACUCCUCCUCCUUCUCCUCCUCC